This is a messenger RNA of Metopolophium dirhodum (rose-grain aphid), 1777 nucleotides long. Its product is annotated as serine/threonine-protein kinase 16. The record is from RefSeq and is a predicted model, not a curated record. Gene Ontology annotation, biological process: protein phosphorylation. The transcript has 6 exons. Gene Ontology annotation, cellular component: cytoplasm; Golgi apparatus. Bases 193 to 1140 code for a protein of 315 amino acids. Gene Ontology annotation, molecular function: protein serine/threonine kinase activity; ATP binding. Lineage: Eukaryota; Metazoa; Arthropoda; Insecta; Hemiptera; Aphididae.
AUGCUACUAUCUACUGAAAAAGUAAAAACCGCAAAAAAUCGUCACGAAAUAUAGAUCUGGUGACACUUUAAAAUUACGUAUGCGUUUUACUUAGUUGUCUAAUAUUUUCUUUUCAUGUUUCAUGUAAUCAUGUUAUAAAAUAAUCGGUACCGUUUAACCAUUAAUGAACGAACUCCAAACCAUUAAGUAAUCAUGGGUUGUGCCUGUGAAAAACAACAUGUCACAAUACAAGAUAACAAAUAUUACGUGCAAGAUCAAAUUGGACAAGGUGGCUUUAGUUCAGUGUUUCUUGUAAAAAAUACUGAUAAUAGGAAAUUUGUAUUGAAAUGUAUUUUAUGCCAUGAUCAAAAAGACCGUGAAAAAGCUUGGAAUGAAGCCAAGGUCCAUCAGCUUUUACAAAGUAGCGGCAACAAAUAUAUUCUUAAUUUAAUUGGAUGUGGAAUGAUUGAAAAAUCAUUAGAAUUUUCUAAAAUACCAACAGAUACAUUUCUUAUGCUAUUACCUUAUUACAAAAAUGGAUCGUUACAUGACAAUUUAGUUAAACCUCAUUAUAAUAUGGAUUUGAAAUAUGUAUUAAAACAUUUUCAAUCGAUUUGUUUGAGUGUGAAAACAUUUCAUGAUCUAUCUUAUUCACAUAGAGAUAUAAAACCUGCUAAUAUAUUAUUUAAUGAUAAUUAUGAACCAGUGAUUAUUGACUUAGGAUCUUCUGCUCCCGCCAAAAUAACAGUGACCUCAAAAAAAGAAGCACAAGAACUUCUGGAUGAUGUGAAUGAAAGAUGUUCAAUGACAUAUAGAGCUCCAGAAUUGUUUAAUAUUGAUAUUAAUUCUGUUAUUGAUGAACGAAUUGAUGUUUGGUCCUUAGGAUGUUUACUGUAUGCAAUGCUUUAUAAAAAGUCACCUUUUGACUUGGUAUAUGAACGUGGAGAUUCUGUUGCUCUGGCUGUGAUAAGUGGAAAAAUUUAUUUUCCACCAAAUUCUAAUGAAAGUGUCAACAGUUUAGUUAAGGUAAUGCUAACAGUAGAUCAUUCCAAAAGACCAUUUAUUGAUGAUAUACUAGAAUCGGUCAAAGUUGUGGAUGAAAUAUUUGAUCAGGAUUUCAAUGAACAUACAAUUUUAAAAUCAAAUAUUUGUAACGUUUAGAAAUUAUAGCUGAUACAUACACUUAAUAUAAUAAUAAAAUAAAUUGUUUAUUCAGUAUUCCAGCGGUUCUUAAACUUUUGAUAAACACGGACCCCCUACCAAUUUUCUUUCGAAUACCUUUUUUUUUUUACAAAAUAUCUCAUGUUAUCAUGAUAAAUAUUUUAAACUUAUUUUAUACUAUAAAUCACAUAAGUAGAUAGGUACUUAAAAAAACACACAUUUAUAAUUAUUUUUAUUACAUAUAAUUUUUUAUGAAAAAUUCAUAUUUGACGUUUAAAAAGAUUUUCCGAGGACCGCAGUUUAAGAACCGCUGGCGUAGUCAGUUGUGUUAAAAAUAUAAUUUAUGUUUUAAUAGACAUUUAGCUAAAACAAAGUUUUUUAACCAAAUACUUUUAUUAAAUUUGUAUUGAGAUUUUGAAAAUAUUAUUCAAAAUUUUAAAUACAGAAAAAUGUGGAAUUUAUUAUAUAAAAUAACUUUAAUAGAAUUUUUUUAUUUUUUUUGAAUAAAAUAUGUAUUUAUUUUUUAAGAUUUAGAAUGCUAAAUUAUUAAUACAUGAUUCUAUCAUGUUCUUUAAUAUUUUUUAUAAAAUUUCAAAUCAUUAUUUCUAAAAUGUAUAAUAAAUAAUAACUACUUUAA